AUGCAUGCCUCAUUUUCCCAACGCACAACAACAAAAGUCCGAAGAUCGCAAUGGGAAGCUGUGAUGGAUGAUCGUAGUCUGAGAAGAGGAAGGAGCCCUUUGAGUAGCUUUGUUGUUAAAAACCAAAGUUUGCUUUUGAUCUUUGCCAUCACCUGGUUCUGGACGUUGAAAGGAUCAGCAGGUCUGUCAGUCGGCACCUCCAAUACGGUGUCCUCCCAGAAAAAGGAUGAUCCAGAAGUAUUCGACCUAGUCAUCAUUGGAGCAGGGGCGUCAGGCCUCUUUGCUUCAGGAGCUGCCACAUCUUUUGGGCUCAAGACUCUGCUGCUUGACCGGGGCAAGGGGUACGUUGGAGGCGAUUGCAGCAAUGCUGCUUGCGUUCCCAGCAAGGCACUGCGAUCUGUUGCCAGCAGACAAUUGGAUGGAGAAGUAGAUUUGAAUGCUGUGCAGCAGGCUUCUCGCAAUCGCAUCUUGGAAACUGUGACUGCCGUUCGCCAACGAGAAGAUAUCUGCAAUUUUCAAGGGGUCCCAAAUUUGGAGUUGGUUCUGGUGCAGUCUACCAAGUUUGUGGCUUUGGAUGAGAUAGAGAUUGUCCCAUACGAUGAUGAUACGUAUACAGUAACUACAGCCAACCGAAGGAGAAUUCGAUCCAAGAAAUUCCUCCUUGCAACUGGAGCGUCGCCGAUUGUACCCAGCAAUUUGCAAAAUGAGGCGGACAAGGCCGCCUUGCCUCUCUACACCUACCGUGAUGUCUUGUUGCCAGACAGCAGCAAUUCUUUUUGGAAGCAAGAUUUUGGUAAUAAUUCAUCUGGCCAGGUUGUCAUUGUGGGAGGAGGCCCCACUGCUGUGGAACUGGGUCAAUCUUUGGCCCGUCUUGGCUUGCCCGUCACAGUGGUGGCCCCCACGUUUCUGGCACAAGAAGAUCUCUCCCUUCAACAAGCGGCCUACCAGAUUUUGCGCCAUGAUGGCAUCCAGUUGUGUUUGGGACGGCGAGUCGUUGGAGUCCAUCAAGGUACAGACAAUGGUCCACCUUCUGCAGUACUGGAUGAUGGAACCCAUGUACCCGCCCAGGCACUGAUUGUCAGCGUAGGGCGCAAACCGAGCGUGGAAGCGUUGGCAUUGGAAAGGGGCGGCAUUGAUUGGAACCUAGACGAGGGCAUUCUGGUUCAUCCAGCCACAUUAAUGUCCCGCACCAAUCCGCGUGUCUUUGCAUGUGGGGAUUGUUGCUCGGCCGUGACAGGUCGCAACCGCAAAGCGGCUCAUGGGGCGUGGACGGGGUAUCAUGCAGUGAGGAAUAUGGCUCUUCCUAGAAUGCUGUGGGCGGGUAGCCCCUCCACGCACCCGACCGUGCCUUCGGUUACAUUCGCUGACCCCGAACUGGCGUCGGUGGGUAUGACAUACAGCGAAUGUCUGUUACAAUUUGGUUCGGAGGGCUUCUUAUCCCAGUCGGUGCGUGAGGAGGGCAACGACCGUGCCGAUAUGGAACGCAACGAACGUUUUGUGGACGCUUGCUUUGUGGAACUGCGAGUGGAGCGCCGUUCGGGACGAAUCUUGGGUCUUUCCGCCUGUGGUCCCGCCGCUGCCGAGCUGGCCAAUGAGGUUGGUGUGGCCAUUCAGAAUCGCUUGACGGUGCGAGACCUGGCGAAAUCCAUUCACAGUUACCCGUCACAUGGCUACUUGCUGUAUCGCCUGUCUCUUUCCAUGGCCUUGUCGUCCACGAGAGGUUUUCUGGACACGCUCGGACCGGCCUGUCAAUUGCUGGGCAAAAUUCUGGGUGCAUGUACUUGGGUAACGUCUCGCUUGCGUCCCCAGCGGAUCUUGCCUUGGAAAAGAGCAAGAACACGGGGACAACGCCGGUGGGAAAGUGAAGGAGCGAAAAGCACGUUGAUCGUAACAAAUCAUCAGAGAGGACAGAGUGGAGACUAUGAUGAUGAUUCGAUGCGAGAACCAUUGCCAUGUUCCUUCUUGGAGUACUAUCAAAGCAGCAAAUACAGGGAAAACGAAGCAGAACCUCUCCCAGAGUCUUUCCAGGAUUGGGUGGCUCGUCGUCCAUGA
Messenger RNA from Seminavis robusta, 2052 nucleotides. Lineage: Eukaryota; Bacillariophyta; Bacillariophyceae; Naviculales; Naviculaceae. The record is from the annotation of a GenBank genome assembly.